Panicum virgatum (switchgrass) is the source of this 2099-nucleotide messenger RNA. RefSeq lists its product as uncharacterized. Gene Ontology annotation, biological process: protein desumoylation. The coding region runs from base 302 to 1849 and encodes 515 amino acids. Gene Ontology annotation, cellular component: nucleus. Gene Ontology annotation, molecular function: deSUMOylase activity. Lineage: Eukaryota; Viridiplantae; Streptophyta; Magnoliopsida; Poales; Poaceae. The record is from RefSeq and is a predicted model, not a curated record. The transcript has 10 exons.
ACAGCAAGUUAUCUAACUGUAGAAUCAUGCACAGGUGUUUUUUUUGGACAACAUCAAGAAUGAAUUGCACCAGGAUCCCAAGCCCUUUCUGAUCCCAAGACUCAGUCGAUACACGUUUAAACGAAUAACUGAUCUGCUAGGAGAUGAUUAUGAAAAAAUAAAUUUUAAGAGUUGGGAAGACACCUGCUAUGCAAACAGAGGAAGUGUAGAAGAGUACACAGAGCCCACGGCAAAGAAAGCAGGCAAAAAGAGGAAAGAAGCACCCCCGGCAAUAGGACAAGGACAGGAAAAGGCAGCACACAUGAAAAAAGCGGACAAAAAGUCCAAGGUAGAUGUGGCUAGAGGGUCCAAGGAUUCGAGAGACUGCCAUCAUGAUCGCUUGCUUGCUGAUCUAACCUCCAGGGAUCGAGCUCAACUCUACCAAGAGCAUGUUUUGGAUAGAACCAGGGACACAGUAAAAUUAGAUAUACUGGACCAUGUAGUGGUAGAAGAAGUUUUUGUAGAAUGCUUCAAGCCCGGCGGAUAUAUGCACUCAAACAUUUUCUUCUUACAAUCUCUAUUGUGGAAUAGAGUGUGGAAGGGCAAAUAUAUUUUAUCUGAACAGGCAUCUGGCGAGUUGUUGCGACCGCGACAUGGAACAAAAAGGUUAGAUCAGGAGCUUGGAUUGCAUUAUGGUGAGGAAGCUCUGAUAUUUAUCCCAAUUGUUCAUGAUUAUCAUUGGUUCUUGAUCGCGAUCUCUGUCAAGGACAGGAUCAUCCAUGUUCUUGAUUCAUUGCCUGGCGAAUCCAGAGAGUCACUGAUUUGUCAAAUUAUAAAAACACUAAAGGAGCAUUUGCCACAAUCAAAUGCUGGAUCUAAGUACAAGAUCGACGUAGUGCCAGUUCAGAAACAAAGCAACACGUAUGACUGUGGUUUCCACGUGUUGCUCUUCAUAGAAAACUUUGAGAGGAGAUACCAAAUAUGUAACAUAAACAAGGAAAUGGUGGAUGAAUAUCGCAUCAAAAUGUCCACGGAUCUCAUCCUGAACCCUCUCAACAAAAGACAAACAAUCAUAACUCAAUCUAUUGAAGAUGAUGUGGUCAUUUGCUUGGAAGGUGGUUUCUCAUAUAACAAGAAUGCUUUUGAAGCUGCUCUUGACAACGAUGAAGCCAAAGAUUUGGAUGACAACUCAGAUUUCAGCAGUCCUUAUAACAUAGAUCGCGGCAGUGAGAAGGCUGCUGCUGCUGGCAGCGAGAAGGCUGCUGCUGCUGGUACACCAACAUCUCCCAGGGCCUCGGUCGACACACCUGAUGUGUCGAAUGAUCUGCUCCAUCCACCGGAGACGACUCAGGAGGAUGCCUCAGAUUUCAGCACUUAUGCUUUUGAAGCUGCUCUUGACAACGAUGAAGCCAAAGAUUUGGAUGACAACUCAGAUUUCAGCAGUCCUUAUAACAUAGAUCGCGGCAGUGAGAAGGCUGCUGCUGCUGGCAGCGAGAAGGCUGCUGCUGCUGGUACACCAACAUCUCCCAGGGCCUCGGUCGACACACCUGAUGUGUCGAAUGAUCUGCUCCAUCCACCGGAGACGACUCAGGAGGAUGCCUCACUCCAUCCGACGCAGCAGAUUCAGGAGGAGGAUCUGGAGACACCCGUCGCUCCGGUCAGACCCCGCAGAGUGGUUCGCCCCCUCAAGAGGUUGACUUACUCUAAGAAGCAGAUUCGUCGUCGUAGGAAGUAUAACAAGACCAGCAGGCGAGGCCGUAAGGUUUCCUUGUCCAAAACUCCAAAUGACCACAUCCAAAAUCAAGAUGACUUGGAGGAAGUAAGUGAACACUAUGACCUGAGAAUUGAAGACCUGAACACUAUGACCUGAGAAUUGAAGACCUGAAACACUUCAUCUCUGGGGUUUGCAACCAAUAGAAACCAAUGUCUUCCUUCGGGCUCAAUAUUAACUCGAACAGGGAAAAAUAUUGUAGGCAAAUCGUGCCCCACUGCGUCCUAUUCUUGUAUGUAGAAUGUGCUAUUCCGUGAACCUGAACGUACUAAUAUGAACCACGCCGACUAUCAAGGGAAUAGGUCACUAAAUACUAACUAAUUCAAGUAUCUUUCAAUUUCUAUUCAAA